Molecule: messenger RNA, 2760 nt
Organism: Canis lupus familiaris (dog)
Lineage: Eukaryota; Metazoa; Chordata; Mammalia; Carnivora; Canidae
Gene: RARG
Product: retinoic acid receptor gamma
Exons: 8
Coding region: 495-1655 (386 amino acids)
Biological process (GO): cellular response to corticotropin-releasing hormone stimulus; retinoic acid receptor signaling pathway; regulation of transcription by RNA polymerase II
Cellular component (GO): transcription regulator complex; nucleus
Molecular function (GO): nuclear glucocorticoid receptor binding; RNA polymerase II cis-regulatory region sequence-specific DNA binding; nuclear receptor activity
Source: RefSeq, a predicted model, not a curated record
CGUGUGCCGCUGGGUGUACGAGCUCACACGUGUCCGCGAAAGCCCCGAGUCUGUGUCUCUCUGCGUCUCUGUGUUUAGGAACACUGGUGUGCUCUGUUUGCUUUGUCAAGACUGCAGGGAACAGAGUGGGAUGGGAGGGAAGGGAAGCCUGGCCCUCUUCCCCGUCUUAAGGAGGCUGUCUGUGGUACUGAGGACCUAGCCCUGUUCAUCCUCUGAGCUUGGUGGUGACAGUGUCCCUGGGGCAAGGAGCCCAGGCUGCACCAGGCUAAGUCACAUGGAGAAACUGAGGGCAGGCUGGCACAGGAAGAAAAAGAGUUCUACUUGAAAGAAACUGAAAAAGACAGACUCCGAGACCUAAAGGAGGUGACAGAGAACUACCCAGGCGGUCGGUCGGUCGGUCGGCACAGCCAACAGAGGGAACCCAGACGCUGGGAGAGGAGGCGGCAGAAGGAGCAGGCCAGGCGGUGGAGACUCAGAGCACUAGCUCAGAGGAGAUGGUGCCCAGCUCGCCCUCGCCGCCUCCACCUCCUCGGGUCUACAAGCCGUGCUUCGUGUGCAAUGACAAGUCCUCUGGCUACCACUAUGGGGUCAGCUCCUGUGAAGGCUGCAAGGGCUUCUUCCGCCGCAGCAUCCAGAAGAACAUGGUGUACACGUGUCACCGCGACAAAAACUGCAUCAUCAACAAGGUGACCCGGAAUCGCUGUCAGUACUGCCGGCUACAGAAGUGCUUCGAAGUGGGCAUGUCCAAAGAAGCUGUGCGGAAUGACAGGAAUAAGAAGAAGAAGGAGGUGAAGGAAGAGGGGUCGCUUGACAGCUACGAGCUGAGCCCGCAGUUAGAAGAGCUCAUCACCAAGGUCAGCAAGGCCCAUCAGGAGACCUUCCCCUCACUCUGCCAGCUGGGCAAAUACACCACGAACUCCAGCGCAGACCACCGGGUCCAGCUGGACCUGGGGCUCUGGGACAAGUUCAGCGAGCUGGCCACCAAGUGCAUCAUCAAGAUCGUGGAGUUUGCCAAGCGGCUGCCUGGCUUCACGGGGCUCAGCAUUGCGGACCAGAUCACUCUGCUCAAGGCUGCCUGCCUGGACAUCCUGAUGCUGCGGAUCUGCACGAGGUACACCCCAGAACAGGACACCAUGACCUUCUCCGACGGGCUCACUCUGAACCGGACCCAGAUGCACAAUGCAGGCUUCGGGCCCCUCACAGACCUCGUCUUUGCCUUCGCUGGGCAGCUCCUGCCGCUGGAGAUGGAUGACACGGAGACAGGGCUGCUCAGCGCCAUCUGCCUCAUCUGCGGAGACCGCAUGGACCUGGAGGAACCAGAAAAAGUAGACAAGCUGCAGGAGCCGCUGCUAGAAGCCCUGAGGCUCUACGCCCGCCGGCGGCGGCCCAGCCAGCCCUACAUGUUCCCAAGGAUGCUCAUGAAGAUCACGGACCUCCGGGGCAUCAGCACCAAGGGAGCAGAAAGGGCCAUUACCCUGAAGAUGGAGAUUCCGGGCCCGAUGCCUCCCCUAAUCCGAGAGAUGCUGGAGAACCCCGAAAUGUUUGAGGACGACUCCUCGCAGCCUGGCCCCCACCCCAAGGCCUCUAGCGAGGAUGAGGUUCCCCGGGGCCAGGGCAAACGGGGCUGCAGCCCCCCGCCUGACCAGGGCCCCUGACUUCCCCUGCCGUGGGGGUUGGGGCUCUAGGCAGCAGACUGACCAUCUCCCAGACACCGCCAGUGCCCGGGGGAGGACCUGCUCUGCCCUCUCCACCCCUUCCAGUGAGCUCCUUGUUUUUGCCAAAGUUUCCAGGGGUGCCUCUGUGUUCAUCCCCUUCCUGCUCCAACUGGCUCCCUCUCCAGUCUCGGGGGCCUGCCCUGUUCCCGCUGGGAGAGAGGGCGGAGGGGUGAGCCUCAGUGUGGACUCCCAGAUCUCAGCACUGCCCCUCAGACCCCAGGGUCCUGGGCUCCCCGGGGCAGGAGGACGACCCUGCCGGUUCUACAGCCCCCUCCUUUGCCAGGUGCUUAGGCCUCUGGGAGCCAACAGGAACACUAGAGACCAAAAAGGGGAUGUAGGGGGAGGGCUGAGCCCACCCUCUUGUCCCAGGCCUUGGUGCCUCACGCACCUGCCGGAUGCACGCUGCCCUCUGUGCCCCGUCGUCGCACCAGGUCGCACCAGGUCGGGUUGGGGCAGGCUGGGCCCUGCAUUUCUCUGGGGGCCAGAGGGUGAAAGGGACAGAUGCAGGUCCACUGGGCACGGUUUGCUUGGGCCCACAGUUGACCUUGUGGCCUCCGUUACGAGCCCCUCCCCCAGCCCUGUCAUGUGCCUUGGGCUUCCCCUGCCUCCCAUCUCAGCCACCGGGGCAGGGACCCUCCUACACUACAGAGGGGCCCGGGGACCCCCUCUCCCCCCUAGUGCCUUCCCCCCCUUGAUCUCCAGAGCAGCUUGGCCCAGGGAGGGGGGUGUGGGCGCUGCUUAGCUGAUCCUUCCCUGACCCAGAGGAAACCUCUAUUUAUUUAUUAGCUUUUGUUUACACCCUGGACUUGACCCCUUCCUCCAGGGGUCUUGGGAGGGGGAGCCCAGGGCCCUUGUGACCCCUCCCUCCUUCCUCCAAUCCCCAGUUUGUAUUUAGCUGCCAAAUAAGAUCCCCACUGGCUCCCCUUUUUCUCUGGGGGGUCAGGGUGCUGUCUCCUCCCCUCUGUUUACAUCUCCCCUCCACCCCGCUGUAUCGCAUAUUGCUGAGUUUUCUAUUUUUGCAAAAUAAAGUGAUGGAAACUCACGA